Messenger RNA from Phytophthora sojae, 2121 nucleotides. RefSeq lists its product as hypothetical. The record is from RefSeq and is a predicted model, not a curated record. Lineage: Eukaryota; Oomycota; Peronosporomycetes; Peronosporales; Peronosporaceae. The transcript has 2 exons. Gene Ontology annotation, cellular component: cilium; intraciliary transport particle B; centrosome. Bases 1 to 2121 code for a protein of 706 amino acids. Gene Ontology annotation, molecular function: tubulin binding. Gene Ontology annotation, biological process: cilium assembly; intraciliary transport.
AUGAGCGAGCUGCAGCUGAUCGUCGAGCAGCUGAACAAGGAGCCGUUCCGCCUGGGCCUCACGCUCGUGGCGUUCGAUGAGAAGAGCAACUUCGAGCUGCUGCAGAUCCUGCACGAGGUCUUCGUCGAGAUCGACCCGACGCGUCACUCGGGCGUGGAUCUCAGGGCCGAGGCCGACGAAGUGCGGGCGCAGCGCUACCUGGAGUUCCUGCAGCUGCUCAAGUUCCAGCUGCCGCGAGACAUCGACGGGUUCCGAGAGGCGCUGGCCCACGGGGACCGGCAGACCAUCUACACGCUGCUGCAUUGGGCGCUCAAGAGCCUGCCCGCGCACCAGAAGCGAGCGUACCUAGGACGCUUCCUGGCGCCUCUCAAUGUGCCCCAAGAGUAUUUCGGAGAUGGCUCGCUAAAUGCCAUGUACGAGCACUACCAGCAGCUGCAGAACCAGUUCAAGACAGUGCACAAGGAGGUGGACCAGCUGCGCGCGUCCAAGUCUCGUCCGGGUGAGCUGCGCCGCGAAAUCUCCCAGCUGGAGGAAGAGUCCCAGCAACUCACCGAGAAGAUCGCCAACCUGAAGAAGAAGACGUCGUCGGACCCGGGCUUCCAAGAGCUGCUGGCUGCGACCAGCGCGCUGCGGAAGGAGCAGGAGGAGCAGGCCAAGUUGGCGGAGAGGAAGCGUGACCAGCUGCUGUCGUUGUCGCUGGCGGAGAAGCGCGCGAGAGAAACCGAGGCCCGACUGCAGGACCUUCGAGCGUCGCUAUCGCAGGAUGCCACGCCUGAGCAACUCUUUGAGAGGCUGCAGUCUCAGGUGGCACGCAACAACGACAUUAUCAACGCCAAGUUCCCAGCGGAGUUCAACACUCAGCAGGCGACGCUGCAGCGACUUGAGCACGCGCUCAGCGAGCCGCCUAAGACGGAGCACGACAUUGCCGACAUGGAGGACGAGGUGCAGGCUCUGAGACGCGCUAUACAGCAGUAUCAAGCGCAGAUCGCCGACGCUCAAGUCGCUCAAGGAAGCGGAGACGGCGAAGACAAGCUGGCGGUGUUCCGCCAGCAUGCCAACCUCCAGGCUCGUAAGCUUACUGAGAAAGAAGACGAGCUGGAGCAGCUCAGAGCGGACAAGCAGCGACUUCAACGCAGCACGGAGGAGCUGGAGGCAAAGCUGGCGUCGAUAUCUGGCAGCAAGUUCAUGAGUCGGGAGGAGUUCAAGCAAUACGCGACAACGCUUCGGAACAAAACGAACCAGUACAAGAAGGUCAAAGCCGAGCUGGCGGAGCUCACAGCGGAAAGCGUCGUGUUGCACCGCACGGAGCAGCUCCUCAAGAGUAAAGACGCAGACCUCGAAGGUUUCCUCCGCGAUCUCGAGCGACAGAAGGGGGUUAGCGGGUUUCUGGCCACGCAAGACAAGAUCGACGACGUCUCGGUGCAAAACGCGCGAGUGAACGCGCUCAAGGGAGAGACGCUCGAAGAGAUCUCGCGUGUGGUCACGGACAUUAACCAAGCGCUCAAGGAGCGUAAGAACCAACUGGCCCCGCAGAUCAAAGAGCUGCGCACGGUGCGUCAACGCUACCAGGAGAUGGAGCAGGUUUAUCUGGAGCGCAAGGCGCAGUACGACCACACGGCGGUCGGACUCGAAGCUGAGCGGCUGAAGCUCGAGCAAGAGUGCGCUGCCUUCCAGGAGGACGCACUGCGCGAGGAGUCCCAGUUCCACCUUCUCCACUGCCAGCUCCAGCUACAGCAGGGCAAGGCCGACAAAAUCGCCCAGGAGAUCGAGUUCGAGCAGGGCUCGUCGAACGCUCGUCUGCUUCGAGACAUCCGCUCCUUCCAGGAGCUCUACAAGCACAAAGUGGCUCAACAGGAAUCCCUCACCAAGGAGCUGCGCAAGCAGCAGAAGGCGCUCAAGACUUCGGCCCCAGCCAAGAAGCAGCAGCGAGAGAUGUUCGAAGGAUUGCUGCAGCUGCUUUCCUGCAAAGCGCGUCUCGCUCAGCAAGAAAACCAAGGAAAUGGCAACGCGAACCGGAACGGUGGAGGCGUCGGAGGUGUGGGGCAGGACCUCUUUGACGGACGCACUGACAUCGCGCAUUAUGACGUGGGUGGAGCCAACGUCAUGACACUCGAGGCCUAG